Messenger RNA from Aspergillus vadensis CBS 113365, 436 nucleotides. RefSeq names its product Con-6 family protein. Bases 79 to 369 code for a protein of 96 amino acids. Gene Ontology annotation, cellular component: cytoplasm. Lineage: Eukaryota; Fungi; Ascomycota; Eurotiomycetes; Eurotiales; Aspergillaceae. The transcript has 3 exons. The record is from RefSeq and is a predicted model, not a curated record.
AUUUUUGAAUAAUAUACUAAAGCUCAGUGGCGCUGUAAUAUUCUAUAAUAUAUAUUUACAUACCUUAACUACGACAUAAUGUCCUCCACCGAAGACAGACUCAACGCUCUGCGUGGCUAUAAGGCUACACUUAAUAAUCCUAAUACCUCCGACGAAGCGAAGCAGAAUGCUCAGGCCAUGAUCGAGCAACUCGGCGGAGAUCAGCCCCGAGAGGAACUCUACAACCUCCGCGGUGACGCUACCAAGGACCCUAACCGCGUGGCUGGUGGCUUAAAGGCAGCUCAAAGCAACCCUGGAGUUUCGCAACAGGGAAAGAAGGCGGCGGGCCAGAAACUGGGACAGCUUUCGGGUGAAGCUCCUGAGGAGUAAAUGUAAUGAAUGAGAACCAUUUCUAAGUUAUGGAACUGUAUACUGUAGGCAUUUGAUUGGACGGGUG